Daldinia decipiens is the source of this 1241-nucleotide messenger RNA. Its product is annotated as carbohydrate esterase family 1 protein. Gene Ontology annotation, cellular component: extracellular region. The record is from RefSeq and is a predicted model, not a curated record. NCBI's taxonomy places the organism in Eukaryota, Fungi, Ascomycota, Sordariomycetes, Xylariales, Hypoxylaceae. Gene Ontology annotation, molecular function: hydrolase activity. The transcript is spliced from 3 exons. Bases 174 to 1061 code for a protein of 295 amino acids.
AGCCAUCAAAGUAUCUUAACUCUUAGGGUUAGGCAAGAUAUCCCAAGUCUAUAAAUACCUAUAUAAGGAUCAGCAAGAUCCCAGAAUCCCAGGAUUCUUUUGACUUGUAGAACAUCCUACAAUAUUCUUUCCAAAACCAGAUCCAUCUAAGCACUUUCUAAAGUCAAGUCACUAUGCGCGGAUUCACUCUCACAGGCACAGUAGCCUGGCUACUCUCAUGUUCGACUUCAUAUGCGAAGUGGGUGACAAUUUCUGACUGGGGCGAGAACCCGACACAUCUGGACAUGAAUGCAUAUAUUCCCAAAACUUUGGAGCCUUCGCCUGCCGUCCUUCUUGCCCUACACUUCUGUGGCGGAACGGGGGCUCUUUAUCAUCAAGUAGCAAACUUCGACGCUUAUGCUGAGGCAAAAGGGUUUAUUGCAGUGUACCCAACCACUAGAAUGGACAACAACUGCUGGGACGUUGCCUCUAAUAAGUCUCUCACAGUCGAUGGAGGAGGUGACAGCACUGGUCUGGCAAACAUGAUGAGGUACUUCAUCAAACAGUAUAACGCAGACCCGAUGAGAAUCUAUGUUCAAGGCUCGUCUUCUGGCUGUAUGAUGACGAAUGUGCUCCUGGCCACUUAUCCGGACUUGUUCAUGGCCGGAUCUUGCUAUUCUGGUGUCCCAGCAGGCUGUCUGGCAGGCUCACCCGGAUCGAGCCCACAGACUGCCGAUUCAAGAUGCGCUACAGGCCAGAAUAUUAAGACGGGCGAGGAAUGGGCAAAGAUGGUCCGAGCUAUGAACCCAAGAUGGAACGGAGGAUACCCCCGUCUGCAAACUUUCCAUGGUACCGCGGAUGAGUUUGUCAGUUAUAGAAACUUUGGAGAACAGCUGAAGGAGUGGUCGGCCAUCCAGGGUGUUGAGUUCACUAAGAAUGUUACGGAUACACCACAGGGAGGCUAUACUCAGAUGAUAUACGGAGAUGGUGGUUACUUGGUUGGGAUUUCUGCUCAUAACGUUGGCCAUGUGGUUCCUGUGAACCGAGAGGCCGAUAUAAUGUGGUUCAAUCUGGGGGUCUGAUCUAGAAUCACGGCAAACUGGAAUAGUUUUCAUUUUCUGUUGGAGCCCGGUUAUGAAAAGGCCCCCUCUCUUGGUCUACGGAUGGUAGGAGCCGAUUUGUAUUUCCGACUGGCUGUAUUAGGAUAAGUUUUGCGGUAUGGCAGGUUAUUUCCUUUAAAAAUAAAAGCGUGGCUUUCUAGA